AUACUACACAACAAAACGUUUAAUAAGAGAUUUAUUAUGCCAAAUUGUUAUUUCAGUGCGGGCGAAUUCAGCGAAUCUUUCCGGAGUACAAUGAUCGCGAGAUAUGGUAUGGUGUUAUUUUAUGAUACUCAGAUCUUUUCGUACUGACCGAGCCAUUCCAAGGGGUGGAAGCAAACGACUGUGAAAAUAGAUCAUAGACACGAACGAUACUACUUCACGGUAAAUGUGAAGUUGUUCUUUGGAAAAAUUCUAGGCAUCGUUUCGUAUUAAUUCCGCACUCCGCAUUCUGGAUUCCAGAGUCUAUAGCACAUCUUUCGUGAAUGUGUCAAGGCUGGGGAGAGCCUCCAUUUCCAGUUUAACGCCUGGCGGAUAUGAUGCCUUGCGUUAUGCAAGAGAAGUAAGAAGUACCAUAUCACGAGGUAUGUCACGGGAAAGGGGUUUGGAUUUGUGACUUCCCAGAGACGGACCUCGAAAAUUAAACUGAAAGAGGGACAACUCAAUUCAAAAGAUCGAGCAAGACCUCGCAGAUACUGCCAAACGUUUGUUUGAUUUUGUAGGCAUGGCUUCACCUGUCCACUCAGCGAGCUCAAGUUUGGUUGUAAUUACAGUGUUAAUACUACUGAGUGCAUAUUUGCCUUCAGGCAAAUCUCAGUUCUUUGUUUUUGGUAGGGGAGCAGCCGUAAAGCAGAAUGUUUCGGUUAAUUUGGACCGUUCUGUGUUCACUGUAAACAAAAAGUUUCUCUCCGUUGCAAUUGACUCUGGUAUCAUGAUGCAUCACUGGCCGUACGUAAACUUCACCUCGGAGAAGCUGUAUACACUUGCGAAAGGUCUCUCUCCAGCAUUUCUCCGUAUUGGUGGAACUGCAGAAGAUUUUUUAAUCUAUGAUAACUCGAAAGACAUGUAUAAGUUAAAAAAUAUGAGCAAUUUUACUAUCACCCAUGAAGAUUUGGACAAGAUACACCUUUUGUCAUCAAAAGCUACUUGGGACGUUCUGUUCGGCUUGAAUGUGCUGUUAAGGGGAAAAGAUGGAUCUUGGAAUGCAAGCAACCCAAAAGAAAUCAUGCAAUAUGUUGCAGAUCAUGGAUAUCACUUUGGAUGGGAGCUAGGGAAUGAAUCAAACAUGUUUAAGAAAUUUAACAAGUCUAUUUCAGCUGAAGAAUUGGCAGCAGACUUUACUGCACUAAGAGAAAUACUUAAAGGCAGUCCCCAGUUUGGUAACUUUCUUGUUGGCCCUGAUGUAACACGCAUAAUGAAUCACUCAAAGAGUGGCAUCUAUUUGGCAAGCUUUUUUACGCAUGCCGAGGAUACCAUAGAUGCAGUUACCUGGCAUCAGUAUUACGUUGAUGGCAGAACAUGCUCUGAGAAAGAUUUUUACGACCCAGAAGUCCUGGAUCGCUUCUUGCACGAACUGAGUGUUGCCAAUUCAAUACUAGACGGAGUAGAAGCAGGAUUUUCUCGGUGGCUGGGUGAAACUAGCAGCGCAUAUGGGGGAGGAGCAAGUGGAUUGUCCGACAGAUAUGUGGCUGGAUUCAUGUGGCUGGACAAGUUAGGUUUGGCAGCUCGGCUUAAACAUGAGGUGGUUGUGCGACAGACGUUUUUUGGUGGAAACUACGCUUUAUUGGACAAAAAUCUGGAUCCAAACCCGGACUUCUGGCUCUCUCUUUUACACAAGCGUCUUGUUGGCGUGAAAGUGCUGGACGUGAGUGGUCAGACAGAAGAGAAACGAAAAGUUCGAGUGUACGCCCAUUGCUCAAGCAGUCAAUAUCCAAUGGGCUCUGUCACGCUUUUUGCUCUCAAUGUCCACUUGGAUGAGCCAGUCGUUCUGAAACUCAACGGUGAACUUAAAGGAAAAGAUGUCGACGUAUAUCUUCUGACUCCUGAGAACGGCGACCUCUUGACAAAGACCGUCAGACUUAAUGGUAAAGUUCUCAAUCUAGUGGAUGACCGCACCCUCCCAGACCUCGUGCCGAAAAGUGUGCCGGGAGACGAACCCCUCGAUCUUCCACCUCUGACUUUUGGCUUUUAUGUCAUCCCAGAAGCCUCCGCGAGUGCUUGUGGUUAAUGGAGUAAUUUUACAGCCUGUGCAAAUACGUAGGAAAAAAGUUCACCCGCACGACUUGUUAGACCUCGUUUAAUGCUUAUCUUCGUUUAUCGUCAGGACGGGGGUGAAAAUAUUGAAUCACUGUCGGUAUUAAGGAGUAAGAUAUUACUAAUGUGUAUAAGGAGUAAUAUAUUAGCCAUGAAAUCUCUCUGAAUGCGGUGUUCCUUAUAUCCAGUUUAUAAGUUAUGAAGGUUAAUGUCAAAAGUUAUCAAUGGUUAAAAGAUUAAACAUAAUUAUAUGAGUUGAAUCGAGAGCAGAAUAACACAGGAUCUGAUAUGAAACACUAUUAGACAGUACCACCCGUUAUCCUUUAUGUAUGUCUUGAAACAAUCUUAGGAAAGUACUUUGUGAGAAGGAAAUAUUUUUCCUCCAACUUAUCACAAUUAUCACAACUUAUCACAA
Molecule: messenger RNA, 2503 nt
Organism: Stylophora pistillata
Lineage: Eukaryota; Metazoa; Cnidaria; Anthozoa; Scleractinia; Pocilloporidae
Product: heparanase
Cellular component (GO): membrane; extracellular matrix
Molecular function (GO): hydrolase activity, acting on glycosyl bonds
Source: RefSeq, a predicted model, not a curated record